Messenger RNA from Podarcis lilfordi (Lilford's wall lizard), 16500 nucleotides. The record is from the annotation of a GenBank genome assembly. Lineage: Eukaryota; Metazoa; Chordata; Lepidosauria; Squamata; Lacertidae.
GAGUUGAUAGCAACCCUUUCCUACGUAGGCAUGAUCAAUGGGCAAAUACAUCGUCUUUCAGAAACACUCCUUUUUGCUUUCAUCUGGGUUUUCUCCUCUUGCAGCUGAAGCUCCAAGCCCUCCAUCACCAACACUUGGACCGCAUGGACUUUGGGAAUGAGACUGAGAGCAGCCGUCUUACUACCUUCCGAGAGCAAGUUCAGCACCUCAGCAAUGAAAACGUAAGUGUUUGGUUUCAAACGAGUCUUCUGUUGCCUUCCUGCUCCCCAUAGCCUCCACCUUUUCCCACCUGGUGCCUUAGAAUCAGAGACUCAUAUAAUUGAAGAAUUGGAAGGGACCUCGUGUCAUCUAGCCCAACCCCCAGCAAUGCACAAAUCACAGCUAAAAAGCACCCAUGACAGAUGGCCAUCCAACCUCUGAGAUGGCUAUUGAACCUCUUUAGUCCUUAUUGGACUACAACUUAUUAUUAUCAUUCAAUAUCAUUAUUUAUUAUGUAAUAUUUAUUAUUAUUUCUCUAUUUACUCAUAAACAUUGCUCAAAGUGACUUACAAACACAGUAGAAAUAAUAAUAAUAAUAAUAAUAAUAAUAAUAGUAAGACAAAAUGCAAUAUAUUAGGGGAAAUGGGGUUGUUGUGGGGUUUUUUUUAAAAAAAGUGUAUAUUAGGCAAACGGCACACAAAAAUGUAUUUAUUAGGACAAUCUGGUACUAAAAUACGGAUGAAUUUUCAUGAGGACUCCCCGCCCCCCCCAAACAAACUGAUAAGGAAAUUGAAUUUAAGAUUUGGAAUAUGGGAAAAUGAGAUAAAUUGAAUUGGACCAAUUUGCCUGUGCCUAGUCUGAAUUCCGUGGGCUGAAUAUGUUUUCCUCCCUUCCAUGCAGGUUCAGCUGCAAGACAGGAACGAGAGGCUCUGCGCCAAACUUGGGGAGCUGCAGGAGAAAAUGGGGCAGGUGGCUGGCUCCAAAACCGACUUGUCAUCAAGACUGGUUCAUAGUGAAGAGGAGAAACUCAAGGUAAGGCAUAGGGCAAGGUCCCUGCUGCACAGAGACAAUUAAUAACACUUUGUUUCUCUCACGUUUACUUCCAGUUGUUCAAAAUGCAUCACACACAGUGCCUUGGUCAUGGUCUUAUGGCAGCCCUGCGAGGUAGGGGUGAGAAAACAGUGACUCUCAGACCCUAACUGGCGUAAUUUUAUUAUUCAUUUCAUUUAUUUAUUUAUUGUAUUUACAUGCUACUCUUCAUCCCCAAGGAGGGCAGCAAACAAAAAUCCUUGUUAAAGACACUAAAACAUUCUAAAACAGAUAGAAACACUCUAAAAACAAUUCCAAAAAAAUCUAAAAGCAGUGCAGACGGGGGUAGAUUUUUGUAAUAUGGUGCCCUGAGCGAGGACAAAAUUUGGUGUCUGUCCCUAAAUAUUUCUUAUUUUCAUAAUAAUUCCUUUUGGAACAGAGUUUGUUAAAAGUGCCCUUCCCCUUCUCACUUCCCAUUACAGUCAUACCUCGGGUUGAAUACGCUUCAGGUUGAGCGCUUUUCGGUUGCGUUCCGCGGCGACCCGGAAGUAACAGAACACGUUACAUCUGGGUUUCACCACUCGCACAUGCGCAGAUGGUCAAAAUGACGUCACACGCACGCAUGUAAGCAGCUAAUUGCGACCCGCACACGCGCAGUCGCGGGUUGCAUUCGCUUCAAGAUGUGAACGGGGCUCCGAAACGGAUCCCAUUCGCAUCCUGAGGUACCACUGUAUGUGCAUGCUCUUGUGCAUGCUGGUUUGAAUCCAUUUUUAAGCAUCUCCGAAUGUUCUUAUGUCCCUGUCCUCUCAGAUUUCCAAGGACUUCGUUGAUUUCCAGAUUGAGACCAACAAAAUGAGAGAGCGUCACGAAGCAGAAAACUUUGAACUGAAGAAUCUGGUAAUUGACAUAACUUUUUGUCAUGUUUAUUCAUUUCCAUGGGCCUACGUUAAGUGAAAGUUCGUGGACUCCCAACCCAUCAUUUUCUUUAUUGUCUCACCGCACGACAGUGCCCAAGAUUCUUUGCAGAACCAGGGACAAGGCUUUGUAGAACCAGAUGCAGAAGCUGGGAAGAGCUAUAGUAGUCCAGGUCACAGGGGAUUGAAGACUUGUUACCAUUUCUGCGGCAGCUUCCUAAAGCCAUCCAAUCAGCAUGACAGGGGAGCUUUUUAGCCUAUGAAACUGAGCCUCCUCACCCUUUGUGCUGAUUGGAGCCAAUCAGAGGGAAAGGAGGUGAGUCAGCCACUGAGGAUUGGAUCCAAGGGUCACUCUGAAGAGCAGGGCUGGCCCAGAAUGGCCCACUGGGGUUGGCUAAGAGGGACAGGGCAGGUAGGGCAGCCAGGAAUGCUGCCAGUCAGUGUAGACUAAACUGGGCAUGAUGGAUCAGUGGUCUGAUUCAACAUAAGGCAGCUUCCUAGACAAUCCUGUUCACAUUUAUUCUAAAGACCCCUCAAAUUCUCUUCCCCCCCAAAAAAGUCUUUAGAACAUAAGUAAUAUAGAUAUUGCUCUGCUCUAGAAAGUACAAGUUCAGUGAUAGGGAGUCUCAACUGAUUGAUAGACAAUUGUUACAUAAAACAGGACGGGAAAUAACGGUCCUUGAGUAUGUAUAUAUAUUUCUUAUGCCAGAGUAUCUUUUCCAAAAGAGAAAUAUCUAGCUGCAGGAUGGAAACCAAAUAUGGCUGGAUAUGUGAAUAUUAUAAAAUGAAUCUGCAUUUGUUUCAGUAUAUUUAUCUUUAAAUAUAAAAGCCACACAAAAUCUGCCAUCGUCAUCUUCAUUUAAUUUAUACAUCGCUGAAUUCCCAAAAUGGCCUCUAAGUGGUUUCUAAAUGUAAAACCAAUUGCAAAAACCCCCCAGCUAUGCUGAGCAUCAAAGGCAAUGAUCUUUACAAAUCUCCCCUCUCCCCAAGCCUUGUUAUGACAGUUGCAUACAUUUCCCUCGCUGUAAUUUGCUUUCCCAGAUCCUGACCCUCGAGAGCCGUAUUCUGGAGGUGGAGCUCCAUGAUGAGAAGACCACUGGGGAGCGUGAUGCCUUACAAGAGCGCUUGAGUGCCCUAGAGACCAACCGCAAGGAGCUGGCAGACGAAUAUCUUGUUCUGAAGAGCAAUUAUCUUGCACUGGGCAAGGAACACGAACAGGAAGUAUGGGCCGCUCAUCUUCCGCGGAAACCUUCUUCAUCCUUGUGCAAUCUAGAUGUUUUGGACUACAACUCCCAUCAUCCAUGGUUGGGCCAUGCUUAUGGGAACUGUAGUCCAAAAACAUAUGGAGGGCACUACGUAGUGAUGGUUGUAGAGGCUGUAAAGGGUUUUAUACACCCAAAACAGCUCCUUGAACUUCUAACACAUAGAAAUUGAUAACUGGUCAGCUCGUAAUAGCUGGCUUCCAACCCAAGGGAUGGCCUGCACCUCUAUAACACACUUACCUGCUUUGCUUUGUAGGUCACUAAGAAUGAAGAGCUUAGCAGAGAGUUGCUGAACUUGGCCAAUGCCCGAGGCAACAGCCCCAAGUCCCAAGUUCAAAACAACAAGGAUUCUGUGGAGUUGGAAAGGGUGCGAGCCUUGGUCCACCGUCUCUCUGCCCGCAAAGUGAAGGUAUGCAUUUGUGGCCAUCUCAGGGACCCUCCAUGUGCUUUUUAUUGUGUGUUCAUGAUAGCAUGCGAUCCUGCUGUCCUUGCUGUUUGUCACUGCAAGAACAGAGUCCUGCACUAGAUGGGGUUUUGGCCUGAUGCAGCCGGAUCUUCUGAUGCCCUUAUCUCUUUCGUAUGCAGAAAUCUAAUGCGUUCUGUCUUCCGUGUCUUCUUGCCAUAGCCAGAAGAGGUGGUGGCUUCCGAACAUGAACGGCGGAAACUGGAGAGAAGUGUGAGUGUGCGAUGGUGAUUGUGCUGUGCUCUGAAGAGAGGCGCGAGGGAGGGCGGGACGCCAGGCAAAGCAUUUUGGUGCCUGAUAGAAAUUCAAAUCAGUUUGCUCCUGCAGCCAAUUGGAAGCCGUGCCUUGGUUUUUGAACGGUUCCAGGAGUCGAACCCUGUACAUUAGAGGGGAAAAUCUGCACCUAAAUUCUCUGGAAUUCUCAUGAGGACUUUUAAAAUGAAUGAAUGAAUGAGUGAUUGUUAUUGUUAUGCGGAAAUGUGCAGAACUGAACUUUAGAUUUGGACAGCAGUGGAGCUUAUGCCCGUGCUUCCCAGGGAGGGCGCGCUCCCGAAGGGGGUGUAGUGUGGAGGUGCCCUCCCAGGCACGGGAUAGCCGCUCGGGUUCACGGAUCGGUGCGCGCGCCCUGCAGCCGGGGGCGGAGCGAGCCACUGAUGGCAGACAUUCAGCGACUCCCAAGCCUCCCCCAGCUGUCAAAACGAAGGGGGGAGGCACAGCUCUCCCCUUCCCCCGAUGGCUCGGAGUCGGGGUAGGCUUGGGAGUCGCGGGUGGGCGGCGCGCCAAAUGUCACCCCCCCCCAGCGAAGACACCUGGGAUGACUCGCCUCCACCGCAUACCCCCUCCUCUGCCCCUGGAUUUGGAUAAAAAAAACCAAUUCUCCCCCUCUCACAACACUACAAUUAAUGGUCAUCCAAUGAAGCUGAAUGUUGAAAGAUUCAGAAACAGAUUUUCAAAAAGUCUUUCUUCACAAAGUGCAUGGUUAAACUCUGGAACUUGCUCCCGCAGGAGGCAGUGCUGGUCAUCGACUUAGGUAAAGGUAAAGGGACCCCUGACCAUUAGGUCCAGUUGUGGCUGACUCUGGGGUUGCGGCGCUCAUCUCGCUUUAUUGGCCGAGGGAGCCGGCGUACAGCUUCCGGGUCAUGUGGCCAGCAUGACUAAGCCGCUUCUGGUGAACCAGAGCAGCGCAAGGAAACACCGUUUACCUUACCGCCAGAGUGGUACCUAUUUAUCUACUUGCACUUUGACGUGCUUUCGAACUGCUAGGUGGGCAGGAGCAGGGUCCGAGCAACGGGAGCUCACCCCGUCGCGGGGAUUUGAACCGCCGACCUUCUGAUCAGCAAGUUUUAGGCUCUGUGGUUUAACCCACAGUGCCACCCGCGUCCCUGGUCAUCAACUUAGAUAGCUUUAAAAGAGGAUAGGACAAAUUUGUGGAGGACAAAGGCUAUCAGUGGAUACUAGUCAUGAUGGCUAUGCUCUGCCUCCACAGUUGGAAGCAGUAAUGCUUCUGAAUACAGUGGUACCUCGGGUUACAGAAGCUUCAGGUUACAGACGCUUCAGGUUACAGACUCCACUAACCCAGAAAUAAUACCUCGGAUUAAACUUUGUUUCAGGAUGAGAAAAGAAAUUGCAUGGCGGUGGCGCAGCGGCAGUGUGGGGCCCCAUUAGCUCAAGUGAUGUCUCGGGUUAAGAACAGUUUCAGGUUAAGAACAGACCUCCGGAACGAAUUCAGUUCUUAACCUGAGGUACCACUGUACCAGUUGCUUGAAACAACAGAAAGGAAGACUGCUUUCGCACUCAGGACCUGCUUGAGAGUUUCCUACAAGCAUCUGGCUGACAACUGGGAGAAUAGGAUGCUGAAUUGGAUGGGUCAUUGGCCUGAUCCAGCAGGCUCUUCUUAUGUUCUCAAUACAGUGGUACCUUGGGUUAAGAACUUAAUUCAUUCUGGAGGUCUGUUCUUAACCUGAAAACGUUCUUAACCUGAAGCACCACUUUAGUUAAUGGGGCCUCCUGCUGCCGCUGCGCGAUUUCUGUUCUCAUCCUGAAGCAAAGUUCUUAACCUGAGUUACUAUUUCUGGGUUAGCGGAGUCUGUAACCUGAAGCGUAUGUAACCCGAGGUACCACUGUAUGUAACUAACCGCUUCUUCUGUUCUUCUCCCACCUCCAAGCUUUUUGGAAACCAGGAUCACAUCACUGCACAGAUUGAAAAGAUGAAAGAAAUGUACAACUCACAGCAGCAGAAGUUAGAGGAGAGAGUGUGAGUACGAGCGCCCAGCCUAGCCCCCCACCCCCACCCCCUGAGCGAAUCAGAGGGUUAUAUUCUCCGCAAACUUGCAUUGGUAUUCUGCCGCACCGCUCCUUGUCUCUGCAGGGUGACCCAGGGCAAGGACCUGCAGGAGGCCAAGAAGGCGAUCCGGAACACGCAGCACAAGCUGGCGGAACAGUCGGUGGUAAGGAAACCUUGGAAGUCAAAGCUGAAGUACACCGUCAGCAGGAUUUAUGGAUCACUAGGGAUGGGGGAGAAGUUCCAUUCACAUUUAAAGGCCCGUUGACCUAAUUUGCACUUUCUGAAGCAAUAUGCCAGCCAAAGAAAACAGUCGUCCUUCAAAAUGGGCACUUCUCCACAUUUUGCAAUGCCGUUCUCCAGCCAAGUAAUGUGUAUGAAGAAUGCAAAUAUUUGGGCAAAGUGUGCACAUAUUUUUGAAAAGAACAUAUAAAAAUGCAUUCUCUUGGGGAACACUGCUUUGCAAAAAUGUGCAGGUUGAGUAAAAUGGCAUGUAUAUGUUUGGAGAAACUUGCACUAAAAGGCUGAUGGAUUUUCAUGAGGGUUAAAAAAAAUAAUCACAAAUUUAGGUGGAAAUGUGGAAAGCUGAAGACUGGGGGGGGGGGGAAGGAGAAACAAAAAUUGAAAGAUUUGCACAUCCAUAUGAACUCCUACAGUCUUUAAAUUCUGAAGAGGCUAUUGAAGUUUGGGAACCUAAAAGCAGUUUCACGCAACAUCCUCAAACGCAUAGUUAAUACAACGAAGUUGCUUGCCAAAUGCCAAUGAGUUCCAGAGGGAAGGUGCUGUCACACUGAAGGAUCCUUACAAGUGUGGAACGGACUUCUAGUUUACAGAAUGGGCUCUUAAUUUACAGAUUGCAGGUGUGAUGCUUUUGGACAGAUGAUCAGCCAGUAGCUUGCACCACUUCAGAUUGUGGGUGGCAGAUUUAAUGCUCCUUGACAUCAGAAACUUAUUCCACAUGCAGUGCAAUGCCAUGUACACAUAUGGAAAACAUCUAAAGCCAGUAUAAUAACAAAUUCAGGAAACAGAGUAACAAAUGAAAAAUGAGAUGAGCUGAAUUUAGAAGCUUGCUCCUUCCUUGUCCUCUUGCCUUCUCGUUCACAAAUCCCCCUCCCUCAAGGGAUGGAUUAAUCUGUCGCUUUUGACUUCUCUCAGUUUCACAUUUUGUCCCAACCUUCAGAUCAGUUUGCCACAUUUCCUCAUCAGUUUUUUAUUUAUUUGUUUUUAAACAGGCCUUGUGAAAAUGCCUCGACAUUGCAGGGCACUGUUUUCUAAUAUACACAUGUUCUGUUCUUAUUUAUUAAUUUAUAUGCCGCUUGAUUGCCAAAGGAAGCUUCUAAGCAGUUUGCAAAAUAUUAAAACUAAUUUACACAAAUGUUAAAAUGCAAACACCCGUAAUAAUUACACUGUCUAUACACUCAAGCAACCCCAUUAAAACAUAAACAUCCCUAAUGAAAAUCUACUAUAGAUUUUGGGAAUUUGUUUGUUUGCUGUGCAUUGGGACACCUCUUAGGACACCGUAAGGAAAUUUUGUAUGAUGGUUCCUGAGAGCAAGGAGCAGGUUUUCAUCUAGGUUUGGAUACAACUGGAUGCCAAGAUGGCGGACAGAACCGCUCAAAACUGAAUUGACUUUUUUGGUUUCAUAUUAUUCCCGAACAACACUAGGCACUGGUCUACUAGUACAUAAUAAAACAAUCCAUUCAAACAACAACACAGCAGUUGAAACAGGAGGCUUGGGUCAAGAGAACGCCUGUGUAAAUAGGUGCAACCUCAAAAGCCGGCAGAAUGCCAAUACAGAUGAUGGCAUCUCAUAUUUCAACAAGAUUGUGUGCCAUUUUGCCUGCAGGUAUUACUCUCGUCCCAAAGCCAGCUCCAAGAAGUGGAGGCAGAAAAUUCCCGGCUUCAGCUGCAGCUGAAGGAAUUGAACGAGGAAUACAGGUCGCGGCUCCUUCAGUACAUCACAGAUCUGGCGGUGAGCAGUUCUCUUUUGGGUGGGUGGGUGGCAGAUGUGCCAGAGCCUGGAUCUUCUCCACCAAAUCUCAGAGCAGCUGGUGGUGGUCCAAGCAGACAGUGCUGGGCUUUGAUGGCCAAACCAUCUGACCCAGCAUAAGGCGGUUUCCUGACUUCCAAUCCCAGCCAGGAUAGUGGCAGAAUUAUGGAGCUUGGAAGAGGGCAAGCCUGGACCAGGAAAUCAGGAAGAGACAAUGGGAAACCUUUCCUGUGCCUGGAUUCUUUAGGGUCACCGGAGACUGGAUUCCUCACAACACUUUAGUGUGCUCCCAUUCCCAGUUUCAAAAUAAAUGGGACAUGAAUGGGGAACCCUCAGGUCUGGAGGAGCCAAUGGUCUCUCUAUCUGCCUCCAAAGCCACAGCCCUUACCAGCUCUGCUAUGCACCUUCUUUGAGUGCUUUUGCCUGGCUGGAAUGUGUCCAUGAACCCUGAAUUUGCAUGUGUUGCUCCACCCACUUCUGCCUCUGGUCCCGCCCACCAGGGUCAUGUGUCAUCUGGAAGGUUGUCCAGAAGAGACUGUGGUGUUUGGUCUGAAGAUUCCCCACUCCUGUACUGAGCUAACAUAUGAGACUGUCUCUGUGUGUCUGUGUUUCAAGGAGCACAUGGACAGCAAGUCAGUUGCCGCUGCAGCAAAAGGGACCAGCAAAAGCACCUUCAAACCGGCUCACAUGAAGCGCUUUGUGGAUGGCAUGCUGCAGGACAUCCGGGCUUCGUACAAGUCUAGGGAGGAACAGCUGGCCAAAGCCACUCGCGGCUACAAGAAACGCCUGCAGAACUUGGUCAAGAGGCACGAGGGCCUGCUCAUUGCGUACAGGUAGGGGAGAGGCCACAUUGCAAGGCAGCAAUCCCGCUAGCGCCGGCAGUUAUUCCUGCAGUGACCAUAGCAUAGGCAAAUCCCCUAGUAAAGGUAAAGGGUAAAGGGACCCCUGACCAUUAGGUCCAGUCGUGGCCGACUCUGGGGUUGUGGCACUCAUCUCACUUUAUUGGCCGAGGGAGCUGGCGUACAACUUCCGGGUCAUGUGGCCAGCGUGACUAAGCCGCUUCUGGCGAACCAGAACAGCACACGGAAACGCCGUUUACCUUCCCGCCAGAGCGGUACCUAUUGAUCUACUUGCACUUUGACGUGCUUUCGAACUGCUAGGUUGGCAGGAGCAGGGACCGAGCAACGGGAGCUCACCCCGUCGCGGGGAUUCGAACCGCUGACCUUCUGAUCAGCAAGUCCUAGGCUCUGUGGUUUAACCCACAGCGCCACCUGCGUCCCUAAAUCCCCUAGUGCCGGUGGUUAAAUCCUACCCCUGGUAAGAGGCAAUCCCCUAGUGCAGAAAGUUAGUCAGUAGAAUCCAGACACCAAUUGUCAGUAAAACAGGAUCUUUAUUUAGGCACUGAAAGGCCGGUGCCACACAACCUCAACCAGCAAGUAGUUGAGGGGUGGCACACCAAAUAUGAGAACAGCACAUGCGUUUAUAGUUACCAGCAAAGGGACAGUUCUGUCUAUAAAUGGCAAUAUUUCCUUCUACUAAAGUCUACUGGGUUUCAUUGUGAGACAUCAAAACUCUUCUCUUCUCCUCCCUCCUGCUUCCUUAUAGCAAUAUCUCCUGCGAACGUGUUGUUCCGUCCUUCUCUCAUGUUUUCUUGCAAACACAACCUUCACAUUCCAACCUUCACACGCAACUUCAACUUCCAUUCUAUAAUCAAUAUUACAGUGUCUGGAACUGAGGGAAUCCCCAUAGUGCUGGCAGUUAAAUCCUACAGGGGCUUGAUCUGUGGCUCCAUCAUUUUCGGUGGUUGCGCAUCCCUAAGAGUCGAUUCAUCAGUUCAUCUCAAUGCACAUGGAAGCUGUCUUUGAUGCGUCUAAUGAAGUGGGCUCUCUGGCUUAUGCAAACGUACAAUGAAACUUGCUGAGGACUUUAAGGUGGUGUGUGCAUGCGCACUUGUGCUGCGUAUCACUGUGAAUAUAUGAUUGGGAAAUCCACUUCUUUGCCAUGCCUAAGGGCUGAUCUGUAACCUCUCUGUUUGCAGGAUGCAGCGUGAACAGAUUCGGUCGCUGGGCAGCCACGAUCUGGAUCCUGGCCCACCAGAACACCAUUUCACCAUCACAGACGCCGAGCUGCUGACGAGCACCUCUCAGGAGCUGAACCGGCUGCGGGAGGAUAAAGCCAGCUUGGAGGGCCAACUGCAUGAACUGCAGAUGAAGGUGAACAGGGGUGGACUUUGUUCCCUGGACGCUGGGCCCUUCUAAUGGAGGAGCCUCUCUGUUUGGCCCUGGGGCCCUGGCCACGCCCUCUUUCCCCAGGCCACACCCACUCACCAGCCCUGCAGUAUUACACUUUUGAAAUAUACUCGGAGUCGAGAGUAGAUUUCAUGCUCUUUAUUCAGCUCAUAGUGGUGAGGAGGAAUGGAAGUUUCCCGCACAAUAUCUGCUUUAUAUACAUUAUUUACACAAUGGGCUGCAUGUGAUUGGCUAAUUCCGGAAUUCUCCUGUAGGCCAAUCAGGUUGUGGAUUCACUUCCACCUGGAGCUGGAUUGGGUGGCUCCUGCGGACCAAUCAUACUGCUGCAUUGUUCUAGGACCAAUCAGACUGCUGCAUUCUGAAUCCUAUUGUUCUAGGACCAAUCAGACUGCUGCAUUCUGAAUCCUAUUGUUCUAGGACCAAUCAGACUGACCAGUCAGACUGCUGCAUUUUGGAUCCUAUUCAACUCAGUACAUAACAACCUUCCUUUCCCCCCACUGUCUGUCCCUGAACUCUGAUAAAGCCCGUUGCUUGUAUGGAGAAGGGUGGGUGAGUUUGUUUAGAAACUAGCCUUCUGUACAAAGGUGACAUUGAUAUUCACGGUUCUGCCGCUCAGUGGCAUGUGGCCCCAGGAAGGUUGUGCAGAAGAGAAUGUGGCCCUCAAGCUGAAAAAGACCCCAUGCCCCCAAAAUGGAAGUUUUGAUCAAAUCAUCACCUUCCCCCCUGCUUUCCCUUACAGGUAAAGUUAAGUCAAAAUGCUGAUUCAGGGACAUCACCUCCGCAGUAAGUACUGUUUCUUCCUGUACAUCAGGGCUGGGGAAUAUGCAACCCUCCAAAUAUUCUUGGAUUCCAUCAAUGUUACACCACAUUGACAUAGCAUAAUACCACAACCACACAUCCACAUCAUGAAACAUAACAUAGUAGCACAAAACACCACACCCGCAUAAUGAAACAUAAUACCACAUCCACAUAGUGUAAUGGACUUUGGUAUGCUGAGAUGCAGGCGAGAGAAAUUCACUUCCUUUCUCCUGAGUUUACAGCAGCUAACAUGACCUCUAGAGGGAGAUCUUGCAGCCCUAAACAAAUUUCUACGUUAACCAGCACACAAUGCAUUCCUCGGUUCAUACCAUCCUUUCUAUACAGUCAGAACUCCCCAAACAUCAAAUGUGACCUAUAUUUUGCUUAUGCAGUCCCCGGACAGGCUACGAAGAACUUUCCCACGGCUUGCCUGCAUACUUCCUCGCAAUUAGAUCACCUAUCCUCACGAUUUAAGCCACCCCAGUGAAAUAAGUGGAUUUACCCAGAAGCAUAGUAAUGGAAUUUGCAAAUACAUAAAUGGAAGAGUUGCAUUCCAGGGCUUCUGUCCCUCCCUUUCUCACCAGCCGGAGCCCAUUGUUUUAUAGAAUGCUUUGCCUCGUGCAAUAUGUGGGGCUGUUAACAUGACUUUAUAUUUGCUCAUCUGACCAUCUUUGGGGGGGAAGAUAGUUCUACUAGGGGCAGCCAACAUGGUGCCAUCCAGAUAUUGCUGGACUCCUAGCACCCAUCCACCCUGUGACCAUGAGCCACACUGGCUAGGGCAGAUGGGAGCUGGAGUGCAGCAACAUCUGUAGGGCACCAUGUUAGUUUCUCCUGAGGGUCUGGGCAAGAGAUAGAGCAGCCUUUGCCAACCUGGUGCCCUCCAGAUGGACAUUAGGUCAUCUCAUGCUGAUAUCCAGUCAUCUAGUUCUCAUUUGUCUUUUUCAGGAAUGAUACUUGAUAGUGAAUUACUUGUGCCCUGCAGGAAACAUUCUUAAUUUCAUACCAUACUUGUGCCUCCUCCAGAUAUUUUGGGCUACAAUUCCCAUCAUUCCCAGCCAGUUUGGAUGUGCUGGCUGUGGAUAAUGGGUGUUGUACACCAAAAACAUAUGGAGGCUGACGAGUCACAUGAAGAAAUGGAUGGCUUGCUGACAGGGCUCUUUCCAGUUCCCUUUUGCUCCUUUUUCUUUUCAGCACGCUGGACGAGGCGGGCUGGGCUGAGCUCCGGAAACAACUGCGAGAGUUCACUCAAACCACACAGGUAAAACACUCUGGUAACACAGUAAAGCCAAUAGUGUCAAUACACUGUGUGUGUGUGUGUGUGUGUGUGUGUGUGUGAGAGAGAGAGAGAGAGAGAGAGAGAGAGAGAGAGAGAGAUCAUAUUCCAUACAGUGGUACCUCGGGUUACAUACGCUUUAGGUUACAUACGCUUCAGGUUACAGACUCCGCUAACCCAGAAAUAGUGCUUCAGGUUAAGAACUUUGUUUCAGGAUGAGAACAGAAAUCAUGCUCUGGCGGCACGGCGGCGGCAGGAGGCCCCAUUAGCUAAAGUGAUGCUUCAGGUUAAGAACAGUUUCAGGUUAAGAACGGACCUCUGGAACGAAUUAAGUACUUAACCUGAGGUACCACUGUAUUCAUAUUCUGCUGGAUCAGUUCAAUGACCCAUCUAGUCCAGCAUAUAACAAUUUGUACCCCGCCCAUCUGACUGGGUUGCCAAUUCUCACAGUGGCAAACCAGAUGCUUGUGGGAAGCCUGCAGGACUUAAAACUCAAUUUAAGUUAUGCGUGCAAUAAGGAUUAAGUAUGGAUUUCAAUUCAUACCUGCUCUUUCUUUCCCCCUUUCAAGUAAUAUCCCAUCCAUUAUGAACAGCACAUAUUUUCAAAUAAAAACUCCCCCUUGAAACCACAGAGAUAUGUUGGUAUAAAGGCCAAGCGAUGGUUCCUGAAUCUAGACCUGAAGUCUAGAACUAAGGCCCGGGGGCUGGAUCCGGCCCAGUCGCCUUGUAAAUCUGGCCCGUGGUCAGUCUGGGAAUCAGCAUGUUUUUAUAUGAGGAGAAUGUGUCAUUUUAUUUAAAAUGCAUCUCUGGGUUAUUUGUGGGGCCUGCCUGGUGUUUUUACAUGAGUAGAAUGUGUGCUUUUAUUUAAAAUGCAUCUCUGGGUUAUUUGUGGGGCAUAGGAAUUCAUUCAUUCCCCCCCCCAAAAAAAUAUAGUCUGGCCCCCCACAAGGUCUGAGGGACAGUGGACCAGCCCCCUGCUGAAAAAGUUUGCUGACCCCUGCUGAAGGGUGUUUGGCAGUCUGGGUCUUUGUCCUGUUCUAUUCAUCUGCCAAAAGCACAAGGCCACAAAGCACAGCUAAGCGGCAGAACAUCUACUUUGCAUCUGGGGGGCUCCACACUGGCUACCUCUGUUUAAUAGGACAGAGUGGUUUUGGUACCGUCCUUGUUACUUCAUUUUCAUUUAUUAAUUUUUAUACUGCUUAAUGCCAUACCAGGCAUCCGAGCACUUGGAAAGUAUAAAAAUCAACCACAGAAGCAUUAAACUAUAAGAAUCCAUAAUUAAAACACACAGUAAAACAAUCCCAUUCAGAGAAACAUCCAUAAUCAGAGCAGGCAAUUCAACAAUCCCAUUGAAGCAGCAAAGUGAUUAAAAACAAGAGGCAGUGAUAUCAAGGGAGCGCCUGUGUAAAAAGGGGCAUCUUCAAAAGCCAGCAGAAUGCCAGUGCAGAUGGGUUGCUCUCAUAUAUCAAGCAGGAAGUGCUGUUUCAUUGUUUUAAACUCUGUGAGCUGCCUUAUAUAAUUAAUUAAUUUAAUAAUAAUAAUAAUAAUAAUAAUAAUAAUAAUAAUUUAUUUGUACCCCGCCCAUCUGGCUGGGUUUCCCCAGCCACUCUGGGCGGCCUCCAACAAAGACCAAAAAUACACCAAAAUGUCACACAUUAAAAACUUCCCUGAACAGGGCUGCCUACAGAUGUCUUCUGAAUGUCAGGUAGUUGUUUAUCUCUUUGACAUCUGAUGGGAGGACGUUCUACAGGGCGGGUGCCACUACCGAGAAGGCCCUCUGUCUGGUUCCCCGUAGCUUAGCUUCUCGCAGUGAGGGAACCACCAGAAGGCCCUCGGCGCUGGACCUCAGUGUCCGGGCAGAACGAUGGGGGUGGAGACGCUCCUUCAGGUAUACGGGGCCGAGGUCGUUUAGGGCUUUAAAGGUAAACACCAACACUUUGAAUUGUGCUCGGAAACGUACUGGGAGCCAAUAUAGGUCUUUCAAGACCGGUGUUAUGUGGUCUCGGCAGCCGCCCCCAGUCACCAGUCUAGCUGCCGCAUUCUGGAUUAGUUGUAGUUUCCGGGUCACCUUCAAAGGUAGCCCCACGUGGAGCACAUUGCAGUAGUCCAAGCGGGAGAUAACUAGAGCAUGCACCACUCUGGCGAGACAGUCUGCGGGCAGGUAGGGACUCAGCCUGCGUACCAGGUGGAGCUGGUAGACAGCCGCCCUGGAUACAGAAUUGACCCGCGCCUCCAUGGACAGCUGUGAGUCCAAAAUGACUUCCAGGCUGCGCACCUGGUCCUUCAGGGGCACAGUUACCCCAUUCAGGAUCAGGGAGUCCCCCACACCUGCCCACCCCCUGUCCCCCCAAAACAGUGCUUCUGUCUUGUCAGGAUUCAACCUCAAUCCAUUAGCCGCCAUCCAUCCUCCAACCGCCUCCAGACACUCACACAGGACCUUCACCACCUUAAAAACAUACGGGUGGAAAAAGUGGCCUAUACAAAUAAAAUUAAAAUCUGCCAGUCUACCCAUCCCUUUUUUUUUUUUUUGUCCUUCCUGCCUCUAUGGUUGCCUUCUCCCAACCUCAGGAGGAUCUCGAAAAGGAAAGGAGUCAGCUGCUGACACGGGCGAUGGUGGCAGAAGAGCAGGUAGCCGAACUGCAGGAAUAUGUGGAUAAACACCUUGUAAGGUGAGAGGUCUUUUCACCUGGGUGAGGCUUUAACUGUCAAAAUCUUUCAUGGGGCGCUCAUGUCUAAUAAUCAUACCACUUCAACAUUUUCACAAAGCAGGAAUGGGCAAUCUUUUUACAGCCCCAGGGCUGCUUUCCCAGUGACAGCUUCCCCAUCCUUGUUCUGGGUGUUGAGUCUCUUCAGCAGCUCCUCUCAGUGCCAAGUUUCCUGAACUGAGGAAUCCAGCCUGGUGAAACAGUAAUAUAGGGCUAGCCAGGCCCUUAUUGGUUCCUCCAAUCACCUGACCCCACUGGGCUGAAAAACAGUAGUACCAUCUCCCCAAUUGCCUUAUACAGCUUGGGCUGGAGGAGGAAACUAGAGGCAAUUAAGUUGGGAUAUAAAUGAUAUAGCCCAGGAAACUACCUACUCAUGAGAACCAGGUGGCCUUGGUCAGCCAAUGUCCUCCUACUGUCUCCUACACAUAGACUACCAAGCCUACUCUGCUUUCACAGUCUCUCGCCACCAAAGGUAGCCACAUGGAACCUCAUUAUUCAGGCGGUUCCAUCCACCUUAGGUACCUGAAUUUAAAUGUCUGCAUUACAUUCUCUCCCCACUGGAUUUGAUCAGGCCCUUGCAGGGAAGGUUUGCAACCACAGCAGAACUGGGUUAACGCCGUUUUCACUGUGUUGUUGUGCUGCAGGUACAAGCAGGAGAUCUUGAGGCUGCGGAAACUUCUGGGAAUAGACAGCCAUGAAGAACUAAUUGCCAGAGCUUCUAACCCUCUGGCAACUUCAAAACCCAAGAGGAAUUUCAGUAAUGAAAUGUAGUCUCUGACACCCAAGCUAUGGGAAGAAAAGGCUUUGUAGCAUCCUCAAGGAGGACUGGCACCUUGGCCUGAACAGCAGGUGGAUUGCAAUGGUUGGCUAUAUUUCCAUCCCACAGAAGAGACUCCAGGAAGCAAGUGGCUCAAUGAAGUCCUUUAAGCAACCAUUUUUGUCUUUCGUUUUUUAAAAAAAUCCUGUCCUUUGUCUAAGAGGCUCAGAGCUGUUCUUCCACCCAUAAGCUACCCCCAAAUUAUCUUCAUAAAAACCCUGGGAGGUAGGCUAGGAUGAGAAACUGUGCCUGUCGUCCACCGAUAACCAUGUUGGAGCAAGGAUUUGAACCCUAGUCUGAGACACUCAAUUCACAACAUCUUGUGAGCUCUUACAUUCCAAAUGCAUUUGCUUCUUCUUUCAGUAUUUCCAUUGCAUUCUCUCUCCCUUCUGUCUUACUCUAACCUGCUUUCAUUCUGACAUUCAGAGGCUUAUUAUCAUGUUCCAGUGAAAUGGUUAACGAAACAAGCCAGCUUCGCGGCUGAACUUGAAAAGUUGGUUUGUUUAGUAACUUGUUUAGUAACCUUGGUUGGAAUAAAACCACAAACCCUGGUUCAAAUGACAGCCUUUGAAAGCGAAACUAAACUCAGCUGAAGUCCCCACCCCCACCCCGCUUAUAUGGGAAUUACGUGUAACACCAAACCAUGAUUUAGAGUAGCUUGCAAACCAUACCACCAUGUGUAGAAAUCUGAAGUUGUACCAUGUUAGUAAAAUAAAUUACUAUCUGAUACAUUAAUCCUC